Messenger RNA from Branchiostoma floridae (Florida lancelet), 2469 nucleotides. Its product is annotated as polycystin-2-like. NCBI's taxonomy places the organism in Eukaryota, Metazoa, Chordata, Leptocardii, Amphioxiformes, Branchiostomatidae. Gene Ontology annotation, molecular function: calcium channel activity; calcium ion binding. Gene Ontology annotation, cellular component: membrane. The transcript is spliced from 4 exons. Bases 1 to 1260 code for a protein of 419 amino acids. Gene Ontology annotation, biological process: detection of mechanical stimulus. The record is from RefSeq and is a predicted model, not a curated record.
AUGUACGGAUGGAUUCCGUACAACAACACCGUCAACUCUACUGACACGGUCCCCACUCCACCGUCUCUUAUAAUUACCAGCCAAGAUACGCCGUGGAACUUCACAUUUGUCUCCCUGACUGACAGCUUUCCGUUCGUCGGCAAACAUGGCACAUACUUCGGCGGUGGCUACACAACAACACUAGGAACUACACUGACAUCGAGUGCAACAUUGUCAGCAUACCUGGAGCAGUACAACUGGCUGGACGAGCGAACCCGUGCCGUCUUCGUGGAGCUGAUCCUCUUCAACCCACACGCCAACCUGUUCUCUGUGGUGUCGAUGUUUGUGGAGUUCACCCAGCUUGGAGCUGCCUUUACGAGUGGAGAGGUUGUGUCACUGAGGCUUAUUCAACAUGGUGCCGUCCUUCUGCUUGUUCUUCGGGCUCUGUCAGCGGCAUUCCUGAUUUUCUUCGCAGUAAUUGGAGCCAAGAGCCUCUUUAAACGACCACUUGAAUACCUGGGUGAGUUUUGGAGCUGGGUGGAAAUCUCAGUCGUCGUCGUCGGUUUCGGCAGCCUCGGAGUCUAUUUCAACGCACAGGGCAUCAUCGACGAAGCCGCCGAUCAACGUCGCUCUGGAAACACCGUGUUUGAGAUCUACAAAAGCGCAGUGAACUGGUUUCAAAUUUACACCUACCUGUUAGCAUUUCUCAUUUGCUGUGCCACAGUCAAGCUUAUUCGGCUUUUACGGUUCAACUCACACGUCUAUGCUCUUAGCAUGACGAUUAAAAAGUCAUUUAAUCCAGUCAUGAAGUUCUUUUUCGUAGCUGGCAUUAUUCUCAUGGCAUUUACACAGAUGGGUAAUAUUCUGUUUGGCAUCAAACUCCAGGAUUACAAGAACAUCCUGACCAGUCUGACCAGCCUGUGUACCAUGAUGUUAGGUAGUUUUGAUUUUGAUGCUCUCGUAGAUGGCCACUAUAUUCUCGGCCCUACGAUGUUCUUCACCUACCAGGCAAUCAUGCAGUUCAUAUUACUGAGCAUGUUUAUGACCAUUAUCAUGGAUGUGUACGCUGAGGAAAGUCAGGAUUCGAACACUAAUGAUUUACAGAUGAUCGCAUUUGUAAAGGAUUCAACCUCUGAUGCGGUAGGCAAAGCGAAAUAUACUAUUUCAGAGGCUAGAAAGCGAAAGCCGAUGAAAACUGACAAGACAGAAGUCCCUGAUCCUAGAAAUCUGAACAAAUUUGCAGGUUACCUUCAUGAACUUGACGACCCGAAUAGACUUUAGACCGAAUUAACAGAUAACACGUACCAACAACAGUUUGGAAACCUUAUCUCUCCAUAAAACAAAACAUUCUGAUUAUGCAAAUGCCUUUAACAUCUACAUAAUUUAUGUUUGGUUAUGACAACUUUAAAUAACGUAUACAGGUAGAAUGAUGACAGUCCAAUCAUUUACUAUCGCACGAAUAUUAGACUAUCAUUUGCAUAAUUGGCAUCUAUUUGAGUCUGAUGAUUUUAAUGCAAAUUAAAUUCCAAUAUAUUAUGUACAUAUCUUUCUAAGCUACCACAUGCUAAAUACCAUGGAAAUAAUUUCUGCUCAUUUGUUCAUUUAUUUUCGUGUGAAAAUUUUUGCAAUAUGCCCCUGCAGUUUCAGAGCAUGCUACUAGGGGGACCAAAUAUAACUUCGUUCUUACUCUUUAAAUCUAUGUGAACAAUAUCUUAAGACCAUAGCACGUCAAAGAAAAAAGAUACCUAAAACGAAAGUUCUUCUGCAAUGCCAAGGUCACAUACAAGGGGACCCAAAAUCAAAGAAUGUGUAUCUAGUCAAAAUAAAGGUUAGGUAUGUAUUUAAUACUAUGUACAUAAGUAUUUAACCCCCUACAGAAAAAACAACAACUCCAUUUUGUCAUCGUUUACUUUAGUGUUACAUAAGGCUGUCAAUUGUAGCAUAUGUUGUGUAUUAAGGUUUGAUGUAUUUAAGUGAAUGUAGUGUGAGAGCAACAUUACUUAGAGUAGCCACCUAUAUAUAAUCAGUGAACGAUAUAAACUAUUUGUAUUUGCCUGAUAUUUAUUUAUUUACAAACCCUGCUUGUGUAUUUGUUUUAUUCUUUGAGCUUAGAUUGCAUAUUAUUGUUCUUUUAAACCUUUUUUAGCAGUAAAGAGGCUCAACCAAAAAAAACAUCUUAACAUAUUGCAAUCGUUUCUGAGCAAAAUGAACAGACUUCAGAUCCAAUGAAAAGAUCGCAAAAUGUGUUAUAACAGGUGUUUGUAGUUUUACAUUAUAUUGUUGAGGAUACUUAAUCUAGUCUGUAGCAUUUUUACGUUUUUUGGCAAGAAAUCCAUAACUUAUAGAAUGUAAGUUAAUAUUGAAUUGACUAACCUUUUUAUCACGUAACAUUAUGACAUCUAAAGCCUCAUGAUUAUCUAUAUUUAUUCAAGAACAUAAAAAUGUAUAUUUCAAUAAACAGUCAAUGUUGAUCUUUUGUGAAACAUUGUA